UAUAAAACUUGCUUUCCACCGCCAUUCUUUUGUAUUAACUAAUCAGCAUUCAAUAACUAAAUAAAGAAUAAACAACAUUUUCGUUUAAUUUUAAUAAAUUCUUAAAUAAAUAAGUAAUCACGUUUAUUUUAAGUACAAACAUAUAAGAAUAUUAAAAUGAAAAUCGCUGUGGAAGGUUGUGCUCACGGUGAGUUGGAAAAGAUCUACGAUACCAUCGAGAGUAUACAAAAGGCGGAAAAGAUUAAAAUCGAUUUGUUGUUGUGUUGUGGUGAUUUCCAAUCAACAAGAAAUCUCGAAGACCUCGAGACCAUGGCAGUUCCAAAAAAGUACAUGGACAUUUGUACUUUCUAUAAGUAUUAUAGUGGAGAAAAAAUUGCGCCAGUUUUAACUAUCUUCAUUGGUGGAAACCACGAAGCAUCUAACUAUCUGCAAGAACUACCCUACGGUGGAUGGGUUGCGCCCAACAUCUAUUACAUGGGCUACGCUGGAGUUGUGAAGGUCAAUGGCAUCCGGAUAGCUGGUCUUUCGGGGAUUUACAAGAGUCACGACUUCUUCCGAGGCCGCCAUGAAUUCUCGCCGUACUCAGAGGCCACCAAAAAGAGUGUCUAUCAUGUGCGCCAGCUCGACGUCUUCAGACUGAAACAACUAUCAGGGACCAUAGACAUCUGCAUGUCCCACGACUGGCCGAAGGGAAUCUACAAUUAUGGCAACAAGGCCCAGCUGGUUCGGUUUAAACCGCAUUUCAAGGAUGAAAUCGAAACGGAGCGCCUAGGAAGUCGUCCCUGUGAGGAUCUGCUGAACAUUCUGCAGCCUUCUCUGUGGUUUGCCGCCCAUUUGCACUGCAAAUUCGCCGCUCUCGUCCCGCACGAAGAAACCGGCCGUGUGACGAAGUUCUUGGCACUGGACAAAUGUCUGCCUAAGCGUCGCUUUCUUCAGGUGCUGGAUAUUGACUCUGUUGAACACACUGACGACGGGGAAAUCAAGCUGGAGUACGACCUAGAAUGGCUGACCAUUCUCUUCCUCACGAACCACCUGAUCUCUGUCAAGAGCUCCCAUCACUACAUGCCCGGACCCAACGGCUCCGAGCGCUAUAUUUUCACACCCACCGACGAGGAGAAGGAACACGUCCACAAGAAACUCGGCUAUGACCUCAAGAUCCCAGAGAACUUCUGCCGCACAGUGGAGGCCUUCAAUCCCAACGACAUCAACACAAAUCCCCAGCAGCCCAAAUCCCAGAUCAACCCACAGAGUCUUCAGUUUUGCGACAAUCUGGGAAUCGAUGAUCCCCUCUCGAUGGCCAUGAUUGUUGGCGGCCACGAACUGAGCCACUCCAGCACCCUCGAUGGCAGUGACUUGAAUGACUCGGGUCAAUUCGAUCAGUCUAAUGCCGAUAUGAACUCCUCCUGCGACACAAUAAGCCCACUGAAGCGCAAGAGCAAUCUGUGCCUGCCGAAACCGGUCGGCGACUUGCCGGCAGAGGCAAGCCUGACAGCUGAACAACGAGACAGUGAGGAAAUGACCGACAUCAGCCCAGCAUUUAUAUCACUGACAGACGACCAGUGUGUCCCAGUCAUAGAAGAAAUCCCCAAUCUAAACGCCAAGCCACCGAUGAAGAAGUUCAAGCGAAGAAACGAGGACAUUUACAAGACAGAAGAGGACGAAGAGGAGCUGUAAUGCUGCAACAGGCAAAAAGUGUGUAGUGUUGUAAAUAGAAGCGACAUGUUUCUUAGACUUUCAAUAAACUUUUUGGUUUUUUUUAUUUUACAAAACAAA
Eupeodes corollae is the source of this 1773-nucleotide messenger RNA. It is a transcript of the gene ldbr, whose product is annotated as lariat debranching enzyme. Gene Ontology annotation, biological process: mRNA splicing, via spliceosome. Lineage: Eukaryota; Metazoa; Arthropoda; Insecta; Diptera; Syrphidae. Gene Ontology annotation, molecular function: RNA lariat debranching enzyme activity. Gene Ontology annotation, cellular component: nucleus. The record is from RefSeq and is a predicted model, not a curated record. The transcript is spliced from 2 exons. The coding region runs from base 157 to 1674 and encodes 505 amino acids.